AUGGCCGCAAAUAUAGAAGUCCAGGAUUUAGCCGCCAGUGAACAGUUUUCAGGAGAAAAAGAGAAAUAUAAAUUGGCUUUAUCAACAACGAGAGACAUAAGGAAUCUUGUUGACAGUGCUUUUGAGAAUGCCAUUAAAGAUUUUGCACCAGAAAAGACUAAACUUAAAGAGAAUUUGGUAAAAUUAGAAAAAAAAUUGAGUGAUCUUGAAAAGAUUGGCAACUCCUUAACAAAGCUUGAUAAUCAACACACCUUACUUGGCAAGAGUGGUCUAUUAUGGUCUGAUCCUAUUCAGGAUAAAACACCACUUUAUGAUCAACUGAUGCAAACUUACUCUUGGACACAAAAAUUAAAUUCUCAAGCAAAAAUUGCAUCAGAAUCAUUAAAAAGGCACCACAUAUUGGAUGGUGACAGUUUUCAAGCUGGAGCGAAACGUCGGUUGAGGGAAAGCCUAUUUGUACCCCAAAGCACUCUGAAACAGAUUGUUGAACAACUAAAGAAGUCCUUUCCUAAGCUUACAAUACGCUGGAACAAAAUAGCUGGAGUAUCAUUGCUUGAGGUCUCUGUCAAGCUGACAUUAAAUGCUAUAAUAAUUUUAAGAGGAUGUACCAUUGAUAGAGUUAUGAUCAAAGCCAUACAUGAGACAUCAGAAGAUAAGGACGAAUUCAUGCAGUGUUCAAAGUACAAGACAUUUAACAAGAUGACAGAUGUUGCAAAUGCUGCUGCAUUUCACUACAGUCAAUGUGGAGACCCAAAGAAAUCACUGAAUAGUUUACUGAAUUGGUUAACAUAUUACGAGAAGUUAUUCUCGGAAAAAUGCACAAAGUGCAAGAAACAUUUACAAAAUGACAUAGACAGAAAUGUGUUGCCGCCGUGUUGGAUUGACUUUGAAACACUGAAACUCUAUCAUCUGCAGUGCAAACCGUAAUUUAGAAUAUAUUUGGACCAAUUUAUGUUGUGCAUACAUAUAAAUUAUUAUUUUUGUGGCAACUUUGUAUAUUUGUGAAAAUAAAUCU
Molecule: messenger RNA, 1015 nt
Organism: Dendronephthya gigantea
Lineage: Eukaryota; Metazoa; Cnidaria; Anthozoa; Malacalcyonacea; Nephtheidae
Product: mediator of RNA polymerase II transcription subunit 27-like
Exons: 8
Coding region: 1-927 (308 amino acids)
Biological process (GO): regulation of transcription by RNA polymerase II
Cellular component (GO): mediator complex
Molecular function (GO): transcription coactivator activity
Source: RefSeq, a predicted model, not a curated record